This is a messenger RNA of Sciurus carolinensis (gray squirrel), 3768 nucleotides long. It is a transcript of the gene Actr2, whose product is annotated as actin related protein 2. Gene Ontology annotation, molecular function: actin filament binding. The transcript has 10 exons. The coding region runs from base 112 to 1311 and encodes 399 amino acids. Gene Ontology annotation, biological process: Arp2/3 complex-mediated actin nucleation. Gene Ontology annotation, cellular component: actin cortical patch; Arp2/3 protein complex. The record is from RefSeq and is a predicted model, not a curated record. Lineage: Eukaryota; Metazoa; Chordata; Mammalia; Rodentia; Sciuridae.
AGUUAGGCCGGAGGAGGGGCCACGGAGAGGGAGGAGGAGGAAGAGGCAAGGGCCGGGCGGCGGCGGCGGCUGUAGGUUGUGAGACGGCGGCGGCUCUCCCUGGGGUGGACGAUGGACAGCCAGGGCAGGAAGGUGGUGGUGUGCGACAACGGAACCGGAUUUGUGAAGUGUGGAUAUGCAGGCUCUAACUUUCCAGAACACAUCUUCCCAGCUUUGGUUGGAAGACCUAUUAUCAGAUCAACCACCAAAGUGGGAAACAUUGAAAUCAAGAAUAACAAAAAGAUGGAUCUUAUGGUUGGUGAUGAGGCAAGUGAAUUACGAUCAAUGUUAGAAGUUAACUAUCCUAUGGAAAAUGGCAUUGUACGAAAUUGGGAUGACAUGAAACAUCUGUGGGAUUAUACCUUUGGACCAGAGAAACUUAACAUAGAUACCAGAAAUUGCAAAAUCUUACUCACAGAACCUCCUAUGAAUCCAACCAAAAACAGAGAGAAGAUUGUAGAGGUAAUGUUUGAAACUUACCAGUUCUCUGGUGUAUAUGUAGCCAUCCAGGCAGUUCUGACUUUGUAUGCUCAAGGUUUAUUGACUGGUGUAGUGGUGGAUUCUGGAGAUGGUGUAACUCACAUUUGCCCAGUGUAUGAAGGUUUUUCUCUCCCUCAUCUUACCAGGAGAUUGGAUAUUGCUGGGAGGGAUAUUACCAGAUAUCUUAUCAAGCUGCUUCUGUUGAGAGGAUACGCCUUCAACCAUUCUGCUGAUUUUGAAACAGUUCGCAUGAUUAAAGAAAAACUGUGUUAUGUGGGAUACAAUAUUGAGCAGGAGCAGAAACUGGCCUUAGAAACUACAGUAUUAGUUGAAUCUUAUACACUCCCAGAUGGACGCAUUAUUAAAGUUGGGGGAGAGAGAUUUGAAGCACCAGAAGCUUUAUUUCAGCCUCACUUGAUCAACGUUGAGGGAGUUGGUGUUGCUGAAUUGCUAUUUAACACAAUCCAGGCAGCUGACAUUGAUACCAGAUCUGAAUUCUAUAAGCACAUCGUGCUUUCUGGAGGGUCUACUAUGUAUCCUGGCCUGCCAUCAAGGUUGGAACGAGAACUGAAACAGCUUUACUUAGAACGAGUUUUAAAAGGAGAUGUGGAAAAACUUUCUAAAUUUAAGAUCCGAAUUGAAGACCCACCCCGCAGAAAGCACAUGGUCUUCCUGGGUGGCGCAGUUCUAGCAGAUAUCAUGAAAGACAAAGACAACUUUUGGAUGACCCGACAGGAGUACCAGGAAAAGGGUGUCCGUGUGCUGGAAAAACUUGGUGUGACUGUUCGAUAAACUCUAAGGCUUGUUCCAAUCACACCCCUAACGCUUUCUUUCUUCCUUUAUUGCCAAUCUUUGAACUCAUUCAACUCCAGGACGUGAAGAGGCCUCUUUGUGCCCUUUGACUGAAAAGGUCAAGUUUUAUUCUGGUACCUUGGGGAAGGUUUGUUGAUUUUUUUUUUUUUUUUUAAUGGGUAAAUCUGGCUGUUUAGUACAACCACUUCCCUGCGAACACAACCAGGGGGCAAAGGGUCCUGUCUGCUGCUUUGUUUCUUCUAAGUAGGCAUUUAUAUCACUCCUGUAGGCUUCCUAUUUUCACUUUACUGCUCUAAUGUUGCUAGUUUUAGUCUUUAGCACAGUAGGUGGUAUGCCUUUAUUAGCAUAAGAAAAACUUUAACAGGAGCUUUUACAUAUUACUGGGGUGGGGGGUGGUGAGGGACGGGUGGGCAGCCCUGAACCCUUUAGGGCUUUUUCUCUGUAGUGUGUCGCUUUCAACAGUUACUACUGCAGCUUUAAGUGCUUUAAAGCUUCUCCUAUUAACAUCCUCGGGAAAUGUUACGCUCAGAACUAAAACGUUUGGGGUGAUUUUCUGCCUGGUGGGGGGAAUGGGUAGACUUUUAAUUGUGAUUUUUUUUUUUAGGUUUUUUGCUUGGGGGUACAUAAAAUGAACUUUAUUUACAGUACUUUAAUUUGACAGUUUUUCUUCUUUUUGUCUGCCUGGAACUGUUUCCUUAUGAUAUUAAAAGCAAGUAUAGUAUUCUAUUACUAUGUGGCUUAGGGAUUUAUUUGUUUUGUUCUGUUUUAAAUCACCCAUGUUAUCUGGGACUAGACUUCCCGAAUCUAUCAGUGGAACAGUAACAUUUAAAAAUGUGUGUGUUAAUUCAAAUUACAGAUAAAAUAGUGCAUAAGAGCUGGUGUUUUCUAAAUGCUUGUUUAUUCCAGAAGCAUUAAGAUGACCCAGUGUCAAGUAUCAUUCUUGAAAUUUCCCUUAUAGAACUAACCAGUGCUUAUUUAAUAAAACAAGCAGAUACAUGUAAAUAAGUACUGGCAGUAGGUUACAAUUCUUGGUUAAAAAUAACAUUGGCAUAUGGGACUUGUUGCCAGUUGUAAUUUCAUUUGUUUUUUGUUUGAUUUGAGCCCUGGAAGUGGAGUAAAAUUUGACUAUUUAAAAUGUUGGCCAAAAAAAAAAAAAAAAAAUAAUAAUGAAGGUUUAAAUAUGUAUUUGUACUGAAAACUAAUAACUGCUAAUUCUCAGCCAUCUUGUAUGCUUGAAAGAAGAGGGGUUGGAAUGUCAUAAAUGUUAGCAGACUCUCCUGCAUGUGUCAGAAAAUCCUGUUUAUGAACCCUGUCAGUAUUGCUUGCUAUCUGAAAUAAUAUCAAAUCCAGGCAUGAGUUCUUUCUAAAUUUGAAAAACAAUGAGAAAUUGUAUCACUCUACAGAAUGGAUUUGAAAGAAAUGGCUUAAUUUUUUGAUGACUGAAAUCAGAAAACUUGGCUUGAGGGUCUCUUUUUUGUGAGAAAACUUAAAAAUUGGUGAAUUAAGCAACAAAAGGAGGUUAGUCUUAAUUAUGCCGCUUCUGUUAAUAUUAAGUAUUGUUCUCUGUUUUACCUCAAUUUGAACAAAUAUGUUUGUGUGCAUGCUGGACAUGCUUCAGUACACAUGAAUAGCCCGUGAGGAAUGUCUACUAGAUUUGGGGAUGUGGCUUUCAGAGUGACUUUGGAAUUUUCAAGUAUUCCUAAAUAUGUUUUUUAGAAAUACUCCAACCUUUUGAGUCCUGGACUUACUAAAGGACACACGUACUGUAUGUAGGAACAGUAGAACCUACUGACUGGUUAAUUCAGAUAAAUGGAUUGACUCUUGACUCUCGGUCAGGAUUUUAAAAUGCGGGGGUAGAAAACAACAAAGAACGGGAUGAAUUCUUAAAUAACGAAAGAGCAUUCAUCAUUUGUCCCUUGAAUGUAGAAUUUGUUUUUAUUUCAUAAUUCUGCUAGCAAACAUUACAGUUAAAAUGCUGUAUUUAUAUAUAUGUGUGCGUUUGCGUGUAUAUAUACACAUAUAUACAUACAUAUACAUACAUAAAAUAAGAAAUUCCAUUUUAUAAUUUUCCUAUCUUAUUAAAAUAAUGCAUUUAAUAAUUUGGAAGUUGGGAGGUAUUUUGUUCAAUUGGAGUUGUCAGGUUUGAAUCCCUCAGAAUUUUUUUUUAAUUGUUUUAAAAGAAAUAUGAUUUAGCUCUUCAGACCCAUGGUCACUGAGAUUUCCAGUGAUAGUUAAGUUCUUUUAUUUUUAAAUUAGAAUUGCCAAUGCCUUGAAGAAAAGGUUUCUUAGAAAACAUGGUAUUGGAUGUUAACUUUACACAGUUCUGAGCACUGUCUGGGAAAUAUUUUGAAAGAUAAAUGGAAAGCUAAAAUUCUAAAUUUAACAUAAAGACUUCUUUUUGAUUCAGAAAAUAAAAUGAGAUUUUUUCAAAGUAAA